AUGUUUAUGUGAAUUUUGCCUAGAAAAUAAUUAUGUUACAUUUUUACUAUUCAUUAUUUUUUUGAAAUUUUUAUAACCUCUUUAAAUGUUUUAUUGAUGUUUAUCUAAAACAACCUAGGGUAUUUAACUAUAUUCUCGUCAGCUUGUUAUUUCGGAAUGUGGCACUUCAAAAUGGCGGCCAGUAACAUAAAAACUUUGUACCACAGCUUUCUUUGUUUUCUUGUGAAUUAAUUUGCUGAAUAAUAGUUUGUUAUGUCGUUUAAUCAACAUUUCUUCAAUUCGAAAUAUUGCAUGUGCUGCUGACAGGAAUUUGAAGGGCUGAAAGCAGCAUGAAGAAAUUUUUCAUUGUGAAACUUGUGCCAUUAAAGAAGUGAUAUUUUUCGUGAGUGCAUUUCGUGUAAUAUGAUAGUUUUCUGUGCCUUGUGAAGUGGUCAGUGCCAUUGUGGAUGUGGGUAGUGCAACGGUGGCCCGCGGGCACGUGACGGUUGCCCGCCCGAUGGGCCUAUUAUGGGCCAACAGUCUUUCAUCACUAUGAACCCUGCCGCGUCGGCUAAGUCUUCUACCCGGUCAUCGGGCUACCAUCAGAAGGCUUUGGAAGAAAUACGAAACUCCUUGUUGCCAUUUGCAAACAUUGGUGGUGGUGGUGAAACUGUUGGUUCAAGUGCAGCCAGUACUAUAUCAACCUUGUCAACAACUAGUGGUGUCAGUUCGGCAUCAGGAUUAAGUGGUCAGAGCACGACAUCCGGUGGUAACGGGGUUGACAAAGAACUAAAUCUUCUUCGCCAGGCUCUUGCGCAGUUGACAAACAUGGGAUACACUGAGGACGCUUCACUGCGGGCGCUGAAGGUCUCCGGCGGCCGGUUCGACGCCGCCUUGGACAUGCUGGUGAAGCAGCAGCAGGGCGAGCCGGUCAACGGCAUGACGAAGCCACCAGGAAUGAGCAGCAAGUUGAUGCGCAAGCCAAGCCUAGAGAGGGAGCUCAACAUGCGGGGCAGCCCUGCGCUCGACAGCGGCGCAGGCAGCACGCGCUCGGAUAGCCCCCGCAUGACCGACCUGGUCACGCAUCCCCAGCUCAGCCGCCAGUACUCGCCCAGCGCCUUCUCCGAACCACCUCCGCCGCCACCGCCUCGCUGCAGUUCCACCCCUCCGCCCCCGCCGCCUCCCCAUUCCUCUUCCUACAACUCCGUGCAGCAGCUCCUGAAGCGCAUGUCGCCUGCCCCCGUGGUGCCGUCCCGACCCCCCGCCGUGCCCCCCGGGUCCCCGCAGCCGCCCUCCCAGCGAGGAACCAGCCCCGUCGGCACCACCUCUUCUCGCCAGCAGCCCAUGAUCGUGCAGAACGGCCCUCAAGUCCAGCAGCAACUCUCGCAGCAGAUGCAAGCCCUGAACCUGUACCCCAACACGAACCCGGCCACUUCUGAGCCUCCGCCCCCUUACCCGCUUGCUUCGCCGUCGCCCACCAACCCUCCCCCGCCUCCUUCGUACACGGCAUCCAUACAGAGCAGGCAGAGCCCCACCCAGGACUACCGCAAGAGUCCGUCCUCCGGGAUAUACUCCGGGCCCACGUCAGCAGGCACCCCCAGCCCGAUCACGGUCUCCGUGUCCAGUCCCACGCCUUCGUCGGUCACGAGGCCGACCCCCCUCCAAGCGUGGGGUGCUCGCCAGGCCAAGACGCAACCUCCCAUCAUAAUGCAGUCGGUGAAGAGCACCCAAGUACAGAAGCCAGUGCUGCAGACCGCGAUAGCUCCAACUGCUCCGCCGCCACCCGUCUCUGCCUCGACCCAGGCGCCACCCCCUUCCUACGCAUCCUCCAUACAACAGAAGCAGCAGACGCCUGCCCCGCCGUACUCCCAGAAGCAAGUCCCGUCUCCUCCCGUGGCCGUGCCCGCCUCCCCGGUGACCACGACCAGUCCCGUGACGGUCCCCACCACGGACCCGCCGAGCUACGCCAGCACCAUGCAGGCCCUGGCGGCGCAGAGGGGCCACCUGCACCACGCGCCGCAGCCUCCCCCGCCGUACGGCCCCGCCGCCUCGGAGCUGGCGGUCAGCGCUCAGGUGGCCACGGUGGAGAGCGCCAUGCUACCCCGGCUCUCCCCGGCCGUGCAUCCCCCUCUGCAGAGGAAGUACUCGCCGGUGGUGCCGGUGGACCCCUCCGCCUCCCGGGCCGAGAGCCCCGAGAGCAGGGUCGACGCCCCCCAGCACACGCCGCCACUCCCGCCCACGGCGUCGUCGUCCGUGGCGAGCAGGUGCAAGAACGUGCCCGUCCAGAACGGCGGCGAGAGGCGGUCGAGCGUCCCGGGCCACGGCUCGCAGUACAAGGUGAACCACCAGUCCCCCAUACCGGAGAGGAAGCGCAUGAGCAAGGAGAAGGAGGAGGAGCGACGGGACAGCAAAGUGCGCAACUACUCGCCGCAGGCCUUCAAGUUCUUCAUGGAGCAGCACAUCGAGAACGUGCUCAAGUCGUACAAGCAGCGGGUUUUCCGCCGCAUGCAGCUCGAGUCGGAGAUGGAGAAGAUCGGCCUCAGUCCGGAAGCGCAGUGUCAGAUGCGUAAAAUGCUCUCCCAGAAGGAGUCGAACUACAUCAGGCUGAAGCGCGCCAAGAUGGACAAGUCGAUGUUCACCAAAAUAAAGCCGAUCGGUGUCGGAGCGUUUGGAGAGGUAGCCCUGGUGCGUAAAAUCGACACCCACCACCUCUAUGCCAUGAAGACAUUGAGAAAAGCAGAUGUUCUGAAGAGGAACCAGGUGGCUCAUGUGAAAGCUGAACGGGACAUUCUUGCAGAAGCAGACAAUGAGUGGGUCGUGAAACUUUACUAUUCAUUUCAAGAUAAAGACUAUUUAUAUUUUGUGAUGGACUACAUACCUGGUGGAGACCUAAUGUCACUACUAAUUAAGAAGGGGAUAUUCGAAGAGCCUCUUGCCAGGUUUUACAUCGCCGAGCUGACGUGUGCAGUUGAAAGUGUUCACAAGAUGGGGUUUAUCCAUCGAGACAUCAAGCCGGACAACAUACUUAUCGAUAGAGAUGGCCAUAUCAAGCUGACAGAUUUUGGUUUAUGUACAGGGUUCAGGUGGACCCAUAAUUCAAAAUAUUAUCAGAAUAAUGGAGAGCACGGGCGGCAGGACUCGAUGGACCCCACGGACGAGUGGAACAGCGAGUGCAGCUGCCACAAGCUGAAGCCCUUGGAGCGGCGGCGGCGACGGGAGCACCAGCGCUGCCUGGCGCACUCUCUGGUCGGCACGCCCAACUACAUCGCGCCGGAGGUGCUGCUGCGCACGGGCUACACCCAGCUGUGCGACUGGUGGAGCGUGGGCGUCAUCCUGUACGAGAUGCUGGUCGGGUCCCCGCCCUUCCUCGCCAACACGCCCGCCGAGACCCAGCUCAAGGUGAUCAACUGGGAGACGACGCUGCACAUCCCCAAUGCUGCCAACCUCUCCCCCGAGAGCACGGACCUCAUCCUCCAGCUGUGCACCGGCGCGGACCGCCGACUGGGUAAGAACGCCGCGGACGUGAAGGCGCACCCGUUCUUUGCAGGCAUGGAGGUGGACAAGAAGAUGCGUCAGGUGGUCGCGCCCUACGUCCCUCAGAUACAGUUCUCCACGGACACUUCCAACUUCGACCCCGUCGACCCCGAGCGCCUGCACAACUCCGGCUCCUUGGGCUCCGGCCACUCCGACGAGCUGGUGGACAAUGGCCGGCCGUUCCACGGCUUCUUCGAGUUCACCUUCCGCAGAUUUUUUGACGAUGGCGGCGAUCCGGCGUACCCCAACCGGAUCAGUCUGGAGGACAAUGAUAGUCAGGGACCUGUCUAUGUAUGACACAAGGCCAAGUUAGAUCUCCGUGGAUCAAAAUAGGUUUUGUACACCACCAGCAUCAAGACAGUGAUUUGGAAAGCACCUUGCUGGUUUCUGUUUUAACUAAUAUGGCUGUAUUGCUUUCCACUGUUUAAAAAAAAAUGAUACACCAUUUUUUUUUAGCUAUUUUCGUGGGAUGCAUUUCAUGAAUUUGUGUUCAGUGAUGGCUUCCACACUUUAGCAAUGAGCCCUGUGCUGAUCACCUUGUGAUAUGGGAAAUUGUCGUGAUUGCCUCCCGGCUACAACCUGUAACAUUUGCCUUAGUGCUGUAUUGCAACUUCAGAAGGAAGUUAUGAAGAAUAUAAAUUAAUAGGUAUGUCAUAUUGAUAUUAUGGAGCAAAAGAAAGUAUGAAGCUUUAAAUACUUUGUUAGAAGAAAUUAACUUCUGAAGUUCGAGCAUUUUGGUUUUGAAAUAAAAGGAUUGGUUGUGGAGGCAUUCAGGUAGUGAAUUACAGUAUGACACUGCUGAGCAUUGAAGUCUACUAAGUAGACAGUUUAUAUGUUUUUGAGUGCAAUAUUAAUGCAACAUAAAUUAAUAUUUUACUGCUUCCAAUUAAUAAACAGUGGAUUUUGCUGAAAAAUAAUUACUCUUUGCUAUUUUCAUAUCAUUUGAAUCAUUGCUUUUAUCAUUUUUUACUUGCCAUGAAGGUUUUUUAUUUUAUAGUCUAGAAGUUUGUGGUGCACAUACUCACUCGCGUUUGGUUUGAAAUCAAAGGGUUACGAGGCACAAUUAAUGUAUAUUUUUUGGUAUAAAUAAAGAGAAAAAUUAAUUUUUAAUUCUGCUAUAAAUAUUCUACUAGAAGUUUUUGCAAUAUUCUGCUGAAUAUUUAUUCAAUUUCAGUGAAGAACACAUAUCAUAGCACAUGAUUAUCUAAAACUCUGUUGUGAUCAUGUCAAGAACAGUUAUAGCAAAGAUUUCAUAAUUUUAAAAAACUAAUACAGUUGAAUACAGUUUUACUUUUGAGUAUAAUUUUAAAAUAUGAUGCAGUUAUAAAAUUUAGUUAAUAUUGGCUGCAAUUUGAAGUAAGUCUGACCCAUCAGGGGACAUUUUAAGCUACGUUUUAUUUAUAAAAUUAUCUUUCCACAUGAAUGAGUUUUUGGUAGCCUGACAUGCAAUGGCAUCUAAGGAUCGAUCGUUCAGUACCAAUCCCUUAUAUUGCUUGUAGAGCACCAAUUUGGUACCCAACUGCUCACUGUGGUUUUGAAAGUUUCCUUGCCUUUAGCCUUUCUGUCAAUACAAUAAUAGCCCCUUUGCUUUGUAGUGACUCCUGUGUAGUGACUACGAACCCACACAUUGCAAGAUCAGUUUGUCAAUUUCUAGAAUUUUUGCUUGCUCUUUUUAUUAGUGCCUUUAAAAGUUACAUACAUAUGAAGUUCUUUUUAAUCUGAUACCUAUGGUAUCGAAGGGCCAGCAUUUAAGGGUUAUUUAUUAGUUAUGCGGCUUACAAUACAAGUUCCGUGUUACAUUGUAUGUAUAAAUUUGGCAUAGCACAUAGCUUUGAAUGCUCGGUAGGUCAAAAUAUUAACUUUGACCCAAAAUUGGGACACUAAAUACAACAAAAACUAUAAAAAAAUUACAUUACUGAUCUGAAGCAUGUUUAAUAAUAAGAAAAAAGACAAGGCUGGUGUAGAUGAAAGCCAACUGUCCCACUUGACAUCUUGUCAGUCCAAGGAAUGAAAGGAACAGAAAGCAUAGGUGGAGGAAAACAACAUACCCUAUUUUAUCGCAUAAUCGUCGCACUGAUAUUUUAGGGCAUCAAAAUUAGGAUAAAAAAACCUCUCGCAUAAACGUUGCAUGAUGUUUUUGGUCUCGCUAUUAGAUUCCAAGCGCUUUGUGUAGGUAUUUUUUCUGUAUAAAACAAUGUAUUUUAAAGUAGAUUUCUAAUAUUUAUUCGGACAUUACUACUUACUUAUUUAAUUAACCGAAAUACAAAGUUGUCUGAUGUGUAAAUGUUCUUUUAAAAACUUUUUUAAAAGUUAUAACCUUCAUCUGUUCAUCUGCGUCACCGCGGUGUACCGCUUAUAAAAAAUGUAGCCAGUGCAAGUUGGCAUCAUUCGUGUUUGGUUAUGUUGCUUCCCGUAUAGAGCGCUCACACGUAGUUGAAUAUCGAUAUUGAUAUCUCGCCGAUUGCAUGCAACACUUGCUCCUCUGUCGAGUGCCGAGUUAACUACAAUUGAUGGCCCGCACUCUUUCGUGGUGUGUACUACGACGAUAGUUAUGUGUUGGUUUAGGCUCGCAUUCCGGUAACAGAUUUAGUUUUUCUAUUUAAAGUUGAAGAAAGGUUUAUGUUGCAUGACUUAUUGUUUUAAAUUGUUUGGUGUGCUUUUGUAUACUCUACAUUUUAAAUAAACCUACUUUCCAUGAAUGGGUUUUGUUUUUAUGAAUAACUUUACCUAACAAAAAAAAAUGUUUUGCAUAAAAAUUGAACCCUUACUUUUCAAUCUUGAUUUUAGUAUAAAAUGUGUGACGAUUGUGCGAUAAAACACGGUAUAACCGGUGAGCUGACAUGCUGUCCCCUCCUGUUUGACAGACUUUGCCCCGAUGCUUUCUUAGUUAACCCUUCACAGGUAAUUACUAAGCAUUAGUCAGUAGUCACACAGGAUUAUUUGAUUUUCUUCCUUUCUGUGUACUGAAAGUAAAAUUGUUUACUUGGCUGGUACUCAAACAAUUUUUACAAAAACCUUUAAAAUACCAUGAAAUGCAUGUAAAAUAAACUACUGUUCUUAAUCUCCAAAGUCCAAACAUCAGUAAUGAAGGUACCUCAAUACAAAAUAAGGAUGAGAUUCUUGUCUGUUUGUGGUGUUUGUUUUAAGACUUAAUAAUAUUUGAUUGUUUAAAUAACUUUUUUUUUUAGGAGAAAAAAUACAAAUAUUUUGUUGCCUUUGGUGAUAAUGUGUGGUAACGUGAGUAUAAUUAAUUAUUCCUCAUUCCACAUAGCUCACUUUUUUCUUUUGAGUCAAGAAGCAGGCUGUCAAGCAAUAAUUCUCUUUCGUGAAUGGUUGUGUGGAUUUUCUUGUAAUACACUUUUCCCUUGCCUAUACAACAGCUCAGUUGCGUACACACAUGUAGUGAUUUUAGGUUUUAGAAAAAUACAUGCUAUGAUGUUUAAAAACACUAGUAUGGGUUCUCACCGUGCUUAUAGGAAACAAAAUGUUUGGUAAUAUUAAUAUUUAAAUAUUUCAUCUCUUCCUACUUUCUCUGCAUCCCUGAUUACAAUUUAAUUAUGCCCAUUAGGUUUCCCUCUAUUUUUCUUCCACACACUAUGCUAAGAAUUUGGAACUUUCUAAAGAGUCAAAACACUAGCUGUGUUUUGAUUCAGUGCCACUAGCUUGUAUGACAUACAAGUGUAUUAUGCCUUCCGUCCCCCUCUCAUCCCUUGGAUAACUUGUGACAAAAUGUGCAACUUGAAUUAAAACUACAUUUCUUGAUCUUUAUUGUAAUUCAAGUACAUUGCGUAUGUAGAAAUACUAACAUAAAAAAAAAAGUACCAUAAACUUUUCAAAUAAUACAGUUGUUGUAUAUAAUAAAUACAAUGAGCAGUUAGUUUAAUUUUAAGAAAGAAACUUAAGCAUACUACCAAAAUGCAUGCCAGCCAUCAGAUUUUGUACAUUUAAUUAAUGCUUAGCAACUGUUAUUUAGUAUAAAUCAAUGAUCAUUGAAGUAUUAAUUGUCAUAAAAUAUAUAUAAAAUGUUGAAAUGGACAUUACACUGUAGAGUCAUUAUAAAAUUACUAGAGUCUGUUUUGAUAACUCUAUGGUAUUUAUGUAUUGUUUAUUACUUCACGAUCAUCAAAAUACAAAUUUAACCUUUCAUUCAUUUGUCCAUUGCAUUCUUGUCUGAUAUUGCAUUUAUGGCUUUGUUUCAAUGGUGCAUUUUUAAAAGGGUUAGUGUAGCAGGCUUGUCAGAUUGAUUCAAACGUAGCUGUCCGUUAUUAAGAAUGAAAAUUUAAAAAUUGCAGCAGAGUGACCUUAGACAUGUGCUUGUGAUGCUAUUUUGGGUCGUACAUGCGUAUAUAAUAUAUUGAGACUUCUCACGUAAAGAGUUGUUUUUACUUUGUGUGAUAAAUAUAAAUUCUAAUAAAAAAUUAUAUAUAAUAUAUUGCAUGUUGCAUUACUUCUGAGAUUUAUGUAGAGUUAAAUAUGUACAGUAUAUAGAAAAUAAUUCGAAAAAAUUAAGCUCUAGUUUUUUAUUCAGUACAUGUUUAAAACAUAUUUUUUCGUAUUGUGGUUUGCAUUGGCAGAUCAAAGCAGACUUGUAGUUACUCGAUGUACAUUGCUGUUGUUUUGUGUACAUAGUGCUGUGUUGUUACAUUGUUUAUGAUCAGUAAUAGCAGUUCUUACAUAGAUUUUUAAAAUGUUUGGUGCUGCCUUCAAUUUUACGUACGUGAAAAGCUUUGCAUGUCUGAAUUGGUUAAUCCACUCGUGCCUGUGAAGACAUUUACUUAAUUUAUUGUAAAAUGAAUGUAAACUAAAUUGUGCCUUAAUCUGAUGUAUAAGUAAAAUUUGUAUAAAGAUUCACUUAUGUACAUAUGAAAAAAAUUAUUAAAAAAAUAUAUUUAUUUCUAUUCUUGGAUAACUACCGUGACUGGAAUGUGAAUGUAUCGUGUAAAUGAAAGUAGGUAAAUUGACGUAAAUAGUAAAUUAUUUUCUGGAAAUGGGAAAAAUGUUGAUGAGCGAAGCUGUUCUGUAAUGUAAAAAUAGCUGCCCUAAUACAUUCCUGUAUCAGGGAUGUUGGAGUAGUGAGAGGUAGAUAAUUUCUGUUUCGAUGUGGCAUAAAGCUUGUGUUGUAGGAUAUCCUGGAAAAAAAUUACAUUUUUAAAUAUAAUGUUAAAAAAUAAAUUAAAUUCUUUGAUUCAUUUGUUUUUUUGUAUUCAUAAAUGUAUGGUGUUGUGCCGGCUGUUUUUAUGAACUCAGUGCUUAUGUACAGCAGUUUUGUAAAGUCAUCACAAUCUUAAAUAUUAUUUUGGUUUGCCUUUAUUCAAGAUGAAGUGUCAGUGAACAGACAAAAGCUCAGAUAUAAAAAAAAACAACUCUAUGAUAGUCAUCCUUCACCAACUUUGGUUUCUGUAACCACCUACCAUCCACUAGGUCAUUUUCACUCUCUGUCACACCACUCUCUUCCAAUGCCCUUUCCUUUUUACACAUGCUCCACAGCAAAAGUGUCUCGGCUGGUGGCUAUCUAUCAGUUUUAUGGACAGUUGGACCAUGGCUGUCGUUCUGAUAAUCAACCAUUAAUUCUUGGAACCAAUGGCAUAUUUAAGUUUUAUUGCAGGGGGAUGGGGGGCACAAGACAACCAUAAAAUAAAAUACCUAAGAUUAUAGCUAUUCUGUAUUUCGCGAUGUUGAACAACUUGAUCCAAUGCUACAUGCGCCACAUUUAUAAUCUGAUAGUAUGGGUCCUUCUUUGUGAAAGCAAAUUUUUUUGUAAGCUUAAAAUUUAUUUUGAAUUAGUAAAUUUUUGCCUCUCGUAAAUUGCAAACAUUGUAUUUUUCAAUGAAUAUAUUACAUUCAUAGUUAGUUCCACACUUUGCCUACCCCCUCCCUGCCUCUCGCUCUCAGUUAUUCCAUCCUUCUACCAUUAUCCUCUUCAUUUCCAAAAUAAAUUUAAAAAAAUUUUUUUUAAUGGAAAUUGUGUUAGUAAAUGGUACAAACUGUUGCUUGCUAAUUGUUUGCAUAUUUUCUCUGUUUCUUUACCUUUAGAGUUGUAUGGUAGCAUCGCAACAAUGGUAACUUAACAAUGGUAAUUUAAAUUUAAAUUAAUUUACUAAGAUUAUGUUUUAAUGGCAACAUAAAGUAUCGUUUUGAUUGUUCCAUCAAUAUUUCUUCCCUAUUUCUCAGGGUAGUUUAAUACUACUGUAGUAAAUUUAUAAUGUUAGAAAUAUAUUAUCAAAUUAAUUCAUAAUUUUGUUAGUUAAAAAUUUACUUGGCCGAAUAAAAAUUGAAUUGAUUUUAAUAGAGAAAUUUAUAAAAACAAAUUUACUAGAAGAGGAUGUAACACUUGUAAUGAAAUUCUAUAUGUGAUUUAAAUGUCAAAACAUUUAUCAGAAUAUUAAUUCAUAGAGUUGGUAGCAGUUUGGUUUUCAAAGGAAAUAAAAUAUUAGGAAAUGUGAUUUUAUGCAUACUUACUGUCAUCUUGUUAAAGUGAGUGAAAAUUUUAUUUAUUCCUGUUGUAACACAAAUUUAUUUAUUUAUUCCAGACACUAAUAUGUGUGAUGCUAUUGGCCUUAAGAUUGGGGUGAUAAAAGUUUCUUUUUUUAAAUUUUGGACAUACUUUAGGUGUAUCAGGGAAACUUUUUUAUUACAAAUCCCUCAACGUUAGUGGGGUCGACCAUAAAACUUAAGUGAAUGAACUACUGCUGACUUGAUGUUAGGUGCGCUUGUUAAAAGUCUUCACAGCCAUCUUUUUAUAUGUCCCGGUUUAUUAAGAGUCCAUUUUUUUUUGUUUAGCUUAGCUAUGCCAUAAAACAAUUAGCAAAUACAUUUUUGGGUAAUCGUCAGUUUUUACUAUUGCUAUAUCCUAGGUAAAAGAUGUUAAUUUGUACCAUAUCAUUUGUCUGUUUAAAAAAAAAUCUUCUUUGUAUCUAUUGUUAUUUUUUAUAUUUCAGCCAAACAGUCAUGAUUGUCCUAGGGUUUGGCAACAUUACACUAAUAAAAUAUCUUGCUUUUGAUAUAUCACAGCAGGUUUCUGUAAAAUAGUGUAUCAUAAUCGCAGAAAUUUAUGUACCAUGUUUACAGGUUUAACAAGCAUUUUAGAAACUAAGCACAUUAUGAUUGCUUACAAAAUAUUUUUAAAAAAAAAAUUUUUUUACAAAGAAUAUGUGUUUUUUAUUAAAAUGUAAUUAAUAUGGUAUACAUUUUAAUUUUUAACAUAAUCUAUCAUAAUACAUCACAAAAUUCUAAACUAUAUUUUAAAAAUUACCAUAUACUUAGUUUUAAUCAUAUUAAAUACAACACAUACAACAUAUAAAAAUACACUUUUACUUAAAAAUAUAUUUUUAAAAAUUUUUUUUAAGAAGUAGUAGGCAUUGAAGUUUAGUUAAGUAGUACUUUAAUCAUUGUUGAUCCAGAGUUCUUGAAAUGAUAUACAAACAUAGAUGCUUUUUCUGGCUUUUAUGUAACAUGCAAAUAAAAUCACCUUUUACUUCUAAAUAAUGUUUGCAACUUAAAAAAAAGCAACAAACUUGCUAGUGGUACAUUCAGAAUUUUGCAGCGGGAAAGAGGCAACAAUCUGUUUGAAAAUAGUGUUUAUUAAUUAUGUAGGCGCAAUUUUGUUCCAUGCCAUGAAGGUCUCUUACUAGCUCCAAAUGAUUCUCAACCCUUAAUAGAGGUCCUUGCAGCCUUGCUUCUAACACAGAACCUAAUCUAAAUUUGUAAACGAACCUACAAAAUAAAUGAGUGGAUUCUCAUCAUAAUUGGAUGUAAGUUAUGCAGUGAGGAACCAAGCUCUUUAAGGCCCCUGCCUACCCAGGCACACAUACAGUGUGCAGAGCUUCAGAAGAAACCACGCAAUUUAAAAACAUAUUUAAUAAUACGCUAAGGGCAGAUCCAUAGUUUCAGACUAUAUUUUUAGAAUGAAAAUUGCUAAAACAAGUGUUUUCAGAAUUAUUUUUAGUCGUGAAACAUUCGGUACAGAUUCUUGAAAGCAUUCAAGAGACUUGCAUUUCACCUAUCUUCAUUUCUCUGCCAUAUAAUGUUAUGGUUACUGUCAAAUAUUAUAGUUGUCCUAUGCAGGACGAGAAGACUGCACGUUAUUUCACAGUCUUGCACCGGCAAGCAUCACAUUUAUCAUCCCGCCUCACCAACACAAAUGCAGAUCUUAAUAUUUUUGGAUAGGAGUAAAUACUGAAAAUAAUUAUGUCAAAUCAUUCAGCUUGAUGUAAGUGUGAAGUUGUAAUUGAAAGGCUUUUUAAAAAUGGCUGUUGAACAAAAAAUAAAAGUUUUAUUUUUAUUAUCUUAAAAUGGUUGAUUCCUGACUAAAUAGCUGCAUCCAUGUUCAGUAAGUCCUGCUGCAGUGUUGUUUUUUCUACUAGAUCUUAGAUUUGAAAGACUGAAGUGUGAGAAGUUAACAAAUUUCCAGGACAGCAUUGUGUUGUAGAAGUUAGUCAAAUUUCUAACAAGACACAUGUUUUUAUUUGAAGUAAAUAUUAAUCUCAGGAUAUAACUUGUGUUCUCAACGCAACCAUGUUUCAUGAUAAGCAAUGUUGUAUAUUUCAUGCUGUAGUUUUCAUUGUUAUUAAUGCAAACUUAGUUCAUUUGCAAAUUUUAUUAGCUGACUUUGCUUCAGGGAAAAACACUGUUUACUUCAAUCUCCUAAUCUUUCUUAGGUGUGCAUCUACUAAUUAGUAUUUAUAUAAUGUACUUAUGUCUUUACUAUGCAACCUAUUAUAUUAAUUUGUGUCGUGUGUUCGUUUCUGAGCAAAUGAAUGCAAUUUAACUCGUAAAAAAAAUCCAUUCAAGUUUUUUAAAUAAAAACUAAAAACUAUAGCAACUAAAGUAUGAAUGAUUUCCUUGUUGAUAUCAUUAUGUAUUUGAAACAACUUAAUGCUCCCAAAUUGUUAGUAUAAUGCACAAUGACAAUUUUCUGUUGUUUUUGGAUGCACUAUGACUUGGGACAAGAUUUUAUGGUGAAUUGUGAUAAAAUCAAAAUAACACACGAAAUGUAAGUUAAACACCAUAAAACACCAAAAUGCAUGCAACUACUAUCAUAAAAUUAAUCCACAUUUUUAAUCAAAACUUAACUCAAAACACAAAUAUUUAAUGUAUUAAAUUUAAUGAAUGUAAUGUAUUUAACAUAAAGUUUUUACAAAAAUGUAUGUACUAAGUAAAUUGGAAAACAAUUAUUUUAAUCUUUUUUGGCCUUACAACUGUUACUAUAGUAAUCCAUUUUUACGUUACAAAAUUGGUACCUGUUUUAAACAAGUACUUUCCGAUUUAUUUUUUAUUGUCCCUAGUGCAUUAUUUAUCAGUCAAAAUAACUCUGUUUUGGUGAAAUAAGUAUCGUGAAACAUUUGUAUGUCGUGUGUGUUCAGUAAUAUGCAGAAUUCCUAAAAAUUAAAAAAAAAAAAAAACCAUAAAAUCUUGUCGCUAUGACAAGCCCUCUUGAAUUUACUUAUUUCUUUUUGAAGAAUGAGAUUUACGUAGAGUUUUUUCUGAUAAGUUGUGAGUUAUGGGAACAUAAACUGGUAUUAUAGGCGGACCUAACCUUACCAGUUAAAGUGCAAAAUUUGCAGUGCGCAUUACAUUAGCCUUACCAUCAACUCUCUCAGGCAAUGAAUGAUCAAAGAGCAGACACCAAACAUGUAAUAGCUAGUGCCAAAAUCAGCCAGCAUAUGGAGCAUUCCACGUGAAAGAUUUUGACACUUUAACUUCAUUUUGAAUUGCGAUUGGCUCUACCUUUGAAUAUAUAUACUGUAUAGAAGUCGCCAGCCCAGGUUAAAAUUUCUAAUACGGUUUUGAGGUAGUUGGUUAAUUCACCGCCGCAAUCGCCACCAUCUCUAGGGCAUCGACUUGUGGUGGUCCCUAGCGGACAAGUCUCGAACUCUUCAAACACCCCUUCCCCCUCCCGUUGAACGACGUUGAGCUGCAGUGAAUGAUGGAUGAGGGGAGCGGGGAAUGACAGCGGGCGACAGCACUGCGCUCUAACGUGUAAAUAACAACUAAGACGAUACAGGGCGUUACGGCAGCGCACUGCAGCGGUGAAGUUCCCAAGCUGCUCAUCAUAAGCUUCUGAAAAACGUAGAGUAAAUCCUAUCCACUCGCGACUUCUAUACAGUAUAUAUAUUCAAAGGCUCUACUAACUAUUUCUCAGAAUCAAGAAUGUCAGGGAAUCAGUCCAUUCAUCCAACAUUAAAUCAAAACAGGCAUGAAAUCAAUCUCUUUCACUGUUGCAUGCGCGUGCAACAAUGCACACAUGCACACACACACACACACACAAGUUAUACUUGCUUUUGUAUCAAUCUCUGCUUCCUCUUUGUCUAUCUCCCCCUCUUCACCACUCCACUUCUCUACUGUGUUGUUGGUUACAGCCACCCAUGGUCGCUAGCUGCUCUAGGAAAUUGUUUGAACCAACAAAACAUUGUGACUGCACCUCUGCACGAGAAUGCAGUGCUGCCAAGUGUCAUGGAUAGAGUCCUGGAAAUUUUGUGGAUUCCUCUGGCCUCAGGAUAGAAUUCAAAGUUAUAGGUGUGCUCGACCCAUGUUUACUUUCCCAUAGGUUGAUUUCUUAGCGAGAACAUUUUUAUCCUUGUUAUUUGGCACUACCUGAUUCACUUACUUCUCUCCUAGCUGGGCAUCGUUGGCUCACGGUCUCAGAGAGGCUUGUCCAGAUAACUGCGGUCCAAUCAUGAACACAGUGCGACAGUGUGGAGGUUUGCAUUCUAGCUUGCGACUAAAUGAAUCCGCGAAAUUUCCGUGGCUCUAGUCGUGGAUUUUCCGUAUUUGUUACUGAUUUACAUCUCCAAUAGUGGGUUCACGAAGUGGUAUUUUUUUAUUACAGAAACAGAGAAUCUUGAUGAACAUCAGAAAUAUUGUGUGUCUGUCAGCGUUUUGUACGAAAAAUCUCGUGCACUUAGCUGGAUGUAUGUUGGCUGCAUGUAUGAGACAAUAAUUUUAGUCAAAUCCAAUUUGGCAACACCCAGUUCAGCUUACUGGUGUGUGCUAUGAAUAGUAUUUACCCUCAAAAAUAUUUUAAAAUCCAAUGAUGUGUGGGUUAUCAAAUUUAAAUUAGCCAGCAAGACCUUUUGAAAAUAACCUAACAUAAAUUUAAAUCCUAAAUAUAUAUAUUUUUAAAUUUUACUUUUUUUUUGUUGUGUACUUUUUAAAUUUUAACAGGUAAAUUGACACAUUACAAUAAAUGUUUUAGUUAUUUCAUACAGUACAGUAUUUGACGUAAACUUGAUUAGGGUUUUUUUUACGUUUGUUUUAUUACAUGCAUAAAUAUGAUUACUGAAGGAUGUGCGUGAAGGUUGGCAUCACUGAGAAUGUGUGUGUGUUUCUAAAAGUACCUAGCCAGUGAGUAGCCUGCAUAAAUCCCUAAUAAUUUAUUCCAGCCUCUCGUACUGCUCAAAUUAUGAGUGCCAAGGUACCUAAGAUGUUACACUGAGCAUAAUAUAACAAGAUGUCCAUGUUCUUAAAAGUCAGGGGAAAUCAAGGAAGUAGGAAUGGGUCAGGCAAAGUCAGUGAAUUCUUUGUAAAUUCUGAAAAAGUAAUGGAAAUUCCCCAGUGAUAGUAAUUUUAGGGGAUAAUGCCAUCACUAGACUUUGAAAGAAUUUUUGUGGAUGGUAAUUUAGUGCACUGGCGUAGUAAAGGUUCUGUUUGAUCUUGGCCGGCUAUAGGGUUGGUGGGAACUGGAUUUUCUUUAUUUCUUUCAAUAAGUUGCAAGAUAAGUAAGCUUUUAAGAAAAACUAUUUGGGGAAAUUUGUAAUUUUGGUCAUGGAAAAUCAGGGGGAAAUGAGGGAAAUUUUUUUACAGAUUUGUGUAGACACUUUGUAUAAUCUCAUAGUUCCCUUGUAUUGCAAAUUUCCUCUGCUAAAAUCUCGUUUUGUUUUGAAUCGUAAACAUAAAGUUAUUCCUUUUAAAUGCUGAAUUGGCCCCAUUAAAAAAAAAUUCUGAAUGUCUUUUUCUCUUAUUUUCUAUUUUAUUUUCUAUAACAUCGGGUGAUUUUGUUCUGUCAAGCUUUUGAGUAAGCAUAAUUUUCUGUUAUACCAAAAUACUCUGACCAAUAUUUAGACUUAAUAGUUUAGGCAAGACUUGUGGAAACUAGACUUUAAAAAUUAAGUCUUCUGUAAUUACAUAAAGUUCCACUAUUUUAAUCUAAAAUUUAUAGUGUCUGACACACAGCACCAAUUGAGGUUGUUGAAAAUGGAAUUGGCCAUGUUCUAUAGCAAAGAUCUGUCUGGAAUUUGCCUGAAGUGAUUUUGAGUAACCAUGGAAAACUAAAAUCAGGACGGCAAGUCCUUGUUUCAUAAGAACUGUAGUUCAAAGAUGAAACAUCAGUUAGGCUUACUCUUAAGCUUAACUAAUGCAUAUUAGUAUUGUUUUGGCAUCACAAUAACUAAAACUACAGCAGAAAGAUGGUAAAUUUAAAGUUAGCAGUUUUUUUUUCUACCUUUUAUUGAUUUCUCUGAUAAAAAUAUGUUGUCAAACCAGAACAGACAAAUUCACAUGAUUUAAUCCACUUUUUAAACCAUUCUGUAGGUUUAAAUUACUAUACUUAAGUACUUUUUCUAGUUUAUGUUGUAAAAUAUUUGCCUAUAAACUUUUAACAAUUUACAUACUGCAGUGCUAAAACUUUGUUCAUGAUAACAGGCGCAACCAAUAGCAAUGUGACCCGUCUCAUGUUUUAUUGCUGGUUGAGUGUGCAUAUAUCACCAUUUUGUUGUCAAUACUGGUCACAUUAAUUUCUUUGUGUUUAAGUCUCAAAUAUAAAGCAAGUUGUUUUAUUUUUGUGUUUGUUAAUUGUUUGUCUGUAUCUAAUUUUGUCUGAAUAUAUGGGAAAUUUUUUUUUUUUUAGGAAUUUUGGUUCCUUUAUGCCAUGUCAUUCCUAAGUUAUCAAGACUAUUCUGCUGAUAUCACUGAGAAAUAGUUACAAUUUUGGGUUUUUACUUUUAGAAAUUUUAAGGUAAGCUUUGUGUUGGAGGAUUUUUUUGAGAGAUUGAGGCAGUUUUAAAAUGGUUCUGAGUCUAGUGUGAUUUCUGGUUAGAUAUGUAAUAACUUUAAAGUAACAGAGGCUGACAUGCAUAUUAUAAGAUUGGCUUUUUUCUUUUAUGUGAACUAAGCUGUUAAGAUUUCAAUGUUUAAAUGUGGAGAUAAUUUUUUUGGAAGUAAUGAUUUGUAACUGCGGAGCAGAGAUUGUGUAUUUCCUAAGCUUCACUGCCACAGUCAAACGUGAUUGUCCACAUGACUUGACUGCCUUGUUAUUUUGACUUGCAGGCCUAUAUUAAUGCCUGAAGCUGCUAUGCAAAUAUAGUAGCAAAAAUUUGUUUUCACCAAUUCAAACUAAAUGUAAUAGGACUGCUACUUUUGUGUGAUUAUCUCAUACAAGUUGAAGUUAUGUGACAUGUUGUUUGUGCUGGUGAAUUUAAUUAUGUUGUUUUACACUGCCUUCAUAAUGUAUUGGCUGAAAGUUAGUUAAAACUUGGCGUUAACAAAUUUUUUCACUAAACCAAAGAGACAUGGUAUUUAGUUGUGUUUUUUUUUUGUUUAAAUUGGAAGUCGAUGUCUUGUUCUCAGUGUAUGAAAGACUUACGUACUUGAAAGAUAAAUGUAUCAGUAUCAUCAUAUAUACUGUUAAUUUUUGAGCUGAUGUUAGUAUAUAUUAUGUUAUAGUUAAAAUAAUGCUCUUACAUCACAGAAUUUGUGAAUGCUGCUAGGCAGUUUGCAGAGUAAAAUAUUUCUUCAUUUUUGUUUAUUUUUUAUAGAAAUGGUGAUUCACCUAGAGCUGUGUAUUGACUUUCAUAUAGUUUGUUUUAACAGUUUUGAUGGAUAAUAUGCUUAAAACUCUGUCGGCCAAAGUGAUAUAAUGUAUAGCCUACUGUAUAUAGGUAUAUAUAUAUAUAAGUAGAACUCUAUGUAAAUAUUGUAAUUUUCCAGAGCUUUGUGAUUAAUAUACUAAAGGAAAAAAUAAAAAUAAUUGCUAACAUUCACAGUAGUUUUAGGUUUAAUAUGAUGUGCGUAGCUGCUGUUCGAUGAUCUAUGUAUAUAUUUUGGUGUGUUCCAAUAGAAAUGUGAAUGUUUGUGGAUUAUUUUGUUUUGUUGCGAUUUUACAGUGCCUUGUUUCUAUGCUUCUGUCUUGUGUUGUAUAUUUGUUUUCUCUCCUUUCUCUGUACUUUGAUAAUUCUUGACUGAACCAAGAACUUGCCUUAUGAAAAAUACCCUGUUGAUCAUGGCAAUAAAAUUAAUACAAGUGAA
Molecule: messenger RNA, 17754 nt
Organism: Bacillus rossius redtenbacheri
Lineage: Eukaryota; Metazoa; Arthropoda; Insecta; Phasmatodea; Bacillidae
Gene: wts
Product: serine/threonine-protein kinase Warts
Exons: 7
Coding region: 508-3810 (1100 amino acids)
Biological process (GO): positive regulation of apoptotic process; regulation of organ growth; hippo signaling
Molecular function (GO): protein binding; protein serine/threonine kinase activity; ATP binding
Source: RefSeq, a predicted model, not a curated record